This is a messenger RNA of Dicrocoelium dendriticum, 1561 nucleotides long. Lineage: Eukaryota; Metazoa; Platyhelminthes; Trematoda; Plagiorchiida; Dicrocoeliidae. The record is from the annotation of a GenBank genome assembly.
GCACGUACAGAUGUCUAAAUGCAAUGUGAUGAAAAGUCAUACUUGAACUUCGACAUUAUGAUGCGAUUACGCGGGCGUCUUGUCGGUUUAUUCGAUCUCGUUUAUCAUCUGCCCUACUUUCACUCCUUGAAUUGGUCUGCCUAUUCAACCUCGUGUAUUUUGGGGAUCGAGACUAGUUGUGACGACACAUGUGCCGCCAUAAUUGACAAUAGCGGUAAUCUGAAGGCAGAAGAGGUUAUUUCUCAAACCUGCCUGAGCACUAUGCUUGGUGGCGUACUACCAACUGUUGCUCGUGAAAGACACGAACAGACAAUUCACUCGGUGGUGUCAUCAGUUUUAAACAAAUGUCGUUCUUGGAGGGAUAUUGAUGCUAUCGCUGUCACUGUGAAACCGGGAAUGCCGUUGUCACUCAAAGUCGGGGUAGCGUACGCAAAGGAGCUGGCAAAAAAUUACAAUAAACCCAUUAUACCAAUACACCAUAUGGAAGCUCAUGCGCUCAUCAGUAUGUUCACUCAUCCCAAUCUCCAGUUUCCUUUUCUCGCACUGUUGGUCAGUGGAGGUCAUGGGCUUUUGGCUCUGGUUCGGGAUUUAGAGGAUUUUUUACUGCUGGGCACUUCGUUAGAUGCACCACCAGGCGAUGUCCUUGAUAAACUUGCUCGGCGUCUAAAGCUGUUCCGUCUCGGUGAUCCCCGAUUGAAAGCUGCAAGCGGAGGCCGUGCAAUUGAACUGUUAGCCUCUGAUCUGACUGCUGCCCAUCCACUUUUCACCAUAACUCAUCCCCGUUCACAAGAUCGGGAUUGUGAUUUCUCCUUUAGUGGCAUACAUUUGGCUGCGGAGCAUACGAUAGAACUCCUUGAACGCGACGUAUCUCCUAGUUCUGAUCCUCACAUUUCUUCCGGUCUUUCACUCGAGUGUACCAUCGGCUUGUGUGCCUCCAUUCAGUACACCAUGACGCAAGUAAUCUGUCGCCGAGUGCAACGGGCAUUCGAGUUCCUCCGGUUGCAAACGAGCUCCAUUUUUCCAUGGCCAAACGCACUAAUAGUGUCCGGCGGAGUUGCCGCGAAUUCUUUUAUUCGCAACGGCUUGGCCGAAGUUAGUGCACACUAUCACGUCCCACUAUUGGCACCCCCCGAACGUUUGUGCACCGACAAUGGAGUUAUGAUUGCCUGGAAUGGGCUUUUGUUACGACGAGCUGGCUCGAGGAUAUUCACCGAUCCAUCGUUGGUCGAUUUUGUACCAAAUGCUUCUUUCGGGGUUGACUGCCGGGCAAUGGUGCGCGAGGCAGAUAUCAAAAUUCGACCCAUCAAAUUAUCCCAUUCACCUAUCAACCGUACUAUCACAGCCCUCACUGGUGCUUAACCAUUUCACUUUUUUUACUUGUUUGAUACUCAGAAGCAACGUUAUUAAAAUGAAAUUAUUAAAACUCGCGAAGUUCCUGUGUUUCACCAUAAUAACAGUCGCAUUGAGAAUGAAACACUCGUGUUCUCAAGCUUCUGCUUCAUUUGAAAAGCAUUCAGAAGUGUACAUCAGUUACAUGUUUCAAAGUGUAUGAUAGUUCCAA